Messenger RNA from Nezara viridula (southern green stink bug), 681 nucleotides. Lineage: Eukaryota; Metazoa; Arthropoda; Insecta; Hemiptera; Pentatomidae. The record is from the annotation of a GenBank genome assembly.
AUGUCUCUUAGCGACGCAGAUGUACAAAAACAAAUCAAGCACAUGAUGGCCUUCAUUGAGCAGGAGGCCAAUGAAAAGGCUGAAGAAAUUGAUCAAAAAGCUGAAGAAGAAUUCAAUAUUGAGAAAGGAAGGCUUGUUCAGAAUCAAAGAUUAAAGAUCAUGGAAUAUUAUGAAAGAAAAGAAAAACAGGUGGAACUUCAAAAGAAAAUCCAAUCUUCAAAUAUGUUGAAUCAAGCUCGACUCAAAGCUUUGAAAAUACGUGAAGAUCAUGUUCGCGAUGUACUCGAUGAGGCCAGGAAGAGACUGUUGCAAUCAGUCAAAGACGAAGCACGUUACAAAGAUAUCCUUGAGAAACUUAUGCUUCAGGGGUUGUACCAGUUGAUGGAAUCAGACAUUUUGGUUAGAACUCGUGAAAUGGAUGGCCCAGUUGUGAGCUCAGUGUUCCCUGAUGUGCUGGUGAAAUACAAGGAAUCAUCAGGUAAGGAUUUGCAGCUGAAGUUGGAUACAGAAUUGUACUUACCAUCUGAAUGUGCUGGUGGCAUUGAACUUUACACUGCGAGAGGCCGUAUCAAGAUUGUUAACACUCUUGAAUCCAGGCUUGAUCUUAUUUCAGCACAAUUGUUGCCUCAAAUUAGAACAUCCUUAUUCGGUCGUAAUGUGAACCGUAAAUUCACUGACUAA